AUGAUCACACCAGCCACCACAUCUCUUCUAGAAUCUCAAAAAGCCUACAAGAAUUUUAUAGCUACCCAAAAAGCAUCUCUUCUGAACUAUCUUGCAAUCAAACCAAGGAAUCAAGAGGAGAAAGAACAAUUGAAGAUAGUACAUGACGUUGGACAAGCCGUAGUACGAUCUCUCCUCUACGGCGAUGUGAAUGUCGCUGAUUUGGGGACAACUCCAAAACCACCAGUUCCAGCUCUCACCUGGAACAUUCCACCUCCCAAUAUCUCAGUUGGCGAGAUGCUCAAACGCCAGCUCCAAAACCAAGCAUAUCUUCAAAACCAGCCGUUGCUCUUCAAUCUUCUCUCGAGUCCAUCUGCUCCCAUACCGCCAUCGUCUUAUACAGGUGGACAACAGCUGAUGCCAGGAGGUACAAACCUCCCAGCAACAAUUGAAGCACAUAUUCUUGCUCACCUCGCACAGUACUAUGGCUUGUUCUCUGAGAAUGGAUAUCAGUUCCCGUCCUCCUUGUCAGCAAUCGGAAUUCCACAAGAAAACAUGGCUGGCGUCAUCCCAAAACUAUAA
This is a messenger RNA of Caenorhabditis remanei, 561 nucleotides long. RefSeq lists its product as uncharacterized. The transcript has 4 exons. The record is from RefSeq and is a predicted model, not a curated record. NCBI's taxonomy places the organism in Eukaryota, Metazoa, Nematoda, Chromadorea, Rhabditida, Rhabditidae. The coding region runs from base 1 to 561 and encodes 186 amino acids.